Messenger RNA from Tachysurus vachellii, 2876 nucleotides. It is a transcript of the gene acad9, whose product is annotated as acyl-CoA dehydrogenase family, member 9. The transcript has 18 exons. Lineage: Eukaryota; Metazoa; Chordata; Actinopteri; Siluriformes; Bagridae. Gene Ontology annotation, molecular function: flavin adenine dinucleotide binding; acyl-CoA dehydrogenase activity. The record is from RefSeq and is a predicted model, not a curated record. The coding region runs from base 57 to 1961 and encodes 634 amino acids.
AUCUCUGUGCGACAAAUAUAGGUUAAAGGUUUUACGGUCAGUGUAUCGGGAAAGUUAUGUACAGAACCAUGAACCUGAACAGAAUCAUUGCUUUGUCAAAAACAGCUAAGCUGGGAAAGACUUUACUCUGCGGUCGAGCCGGUAAAGAGCUGAGCUUUGGCUUUAACGUGUCACAGCGCGGUGUCCAGACGAGUUCAAGGAGUUUAGUGUACGGAAAAGAUCUGUUCUUAGGGAAGGUAAACAAGAAUGAAGUCUUUCCUUAUCCAGAAAUCAGUAAUGAAGAAUUAGAAGAGAUUAAACAAUUUGUUGCUCCAGUGGAGAGGUUUUUCAGCGAGGAUGUGGAUUCUAAGAAGAUUGAUGAGGAGGCAAAAAUCCCACCUGAAACCUUGGAUGGGCUCAAAGCACUGGGGCUGUUUGGAAUCCAGGUGCCUGAGGAGUACGGUGGCCUUGGUCUCUCCAAUACCAUGUACGCUCGGUUGGGAGAGAUCACAUCCCUUGAUGGAGCCAUUGCUGUCACACUUGCAGCACAUCAGGCCAUUGGCUUAAAGGGAAUCUUGUUGGCUGGAACUGAGGAGCAGAAGGCCAAAUACUUGCCCCGACUGGCUUCAGGAGAGCAUGUAGCAGCGUUCUGUCUGACUGAGCCCGGCAGUGGAAGUGAUGCUGCCUCUAUUCAGACACGUGCUACACUGACAGAAGAUGGAAAACAUUUCCUGCUUAAUGGCUCAAAGAUCUGGAUCUCCAAUGGUGGGAUGGCAGAUAUCAUGACAGUUUUUGCAAGAACAGAGGUGUUGGACAAGGACGGGCAAAAGAAAGACAAGAUAACAGCCUUCAUAGUGGAGAGAGCGUUUGGUGGGGUGACCAGUGGCAAACCGGAGGACAAGCUGGGAAUCAGAGGCUCUAACACAUGUGAAGUAGCAUUUGAAAACACCAAAGUGCCCAUAGAGAAUGUGAUUGGAGAGGUUGGUGGUGGAUUCAAGAUUGCUAUGAACAUCCUGAACAGUGGGAGGUUCAGCAUGGGAAGUGCGAGUGCAGGAAUGAUCAAGAAGCUGAUUGAGAUGACGGCAGAAUAUGCAGGCACAAGGAAACAGUUCACCAAGAAUCUGGCUGAAUUUGGGAUGAUUCAGGAGAAGUUUGCCAUCAUGGCCCAGAAUGCGUUUGUGAUGGAGAGCAUGGCAUAUCUGACUGCUGGCUUGAUGGACCGGCCUGGAGUUCCUGACUGCUCUGUAGAGGCAGCCAUGGUGAAGGUCUUCAGCUCCGAGGGUGCUUGGGUGUGUGUGAGCGAGGCAUUGCAGGUUUUGGGAGGACUUGGAUAUACCAAGAAUUACCCCUUUGAGCGCUACCUCAGGGACUGUCGAAUCUUGCAGAUCUUCGAGGGAACCAACGAGAUCCUGAGGAUGUACAUUGCUCUCACCGGAAUGCAGUAUGCAGGCAAAAUCCUAACAGAAAAAAUCAAGCAGAUGAAAAAGGGGAAUGUCAGCGUGGUGGUUGAGAUUUUGGCCAAGAAGCUCAAGGACUCUCUAGGGAGGACCGUGGACUUUGGCCUGACGGGAAAGGAUGGUGUGGUUCACCCCAGUUUGACGGAGAGCGCUAAGAUGUUGGAGCAGAACGUGGCCUUGUUCGGCUCCACUGUAGAAAGCCUGCUCUACAGAUACGGAAAGACUAUAGUUGAUGAGCAACUAGUGCUGAAGAGAGUGGCCGAUACACUGAUUAACCUCUACGCAAUGACAGCAGUGCUGUCCCGUGCCAGCCGCUCCAUCAGCAUCGGCCUCCGCAACCACGAACAUGAGGUGCUGCUAGCAAACACCUUCUGCAAGGAUGCCUACUUCAAAAACAACUACUGGAUGACUCAACUGCAAAGAAAUUCCCCAGAGAACAAUGACGCCAACAUUAAGAAGAUUGCCCAGGAAGUCCUGAAGAACCGGGCAUAUGUCUGCUCCCACCCUCUUGAAAGAACAUACUGAUGUGGCAAUUAAAUCUUUUAGAUGUAACUGUACUGCAUUCUGAUUGGAUGUCAGGCACUUUCUGGUUGAUUCUGGUUUAGGUCAUACUGACAGCCCCGUCCUUCACUACCUUAUUACUAAAGGUCUUUGUGUUAAUUUAACUGUAUAUGCAGUCUAUUACCUUGAUCUUCUCAAUAAUGUAUCAUUGUAAAUACUAAUCUCCACAGUUCAAAAUACUGUAUUAAUAAGUGAACACCACUGUGACAUUUCUACAGGUUUAUUCAUUUGUUGUUUUUUUUUAUAUAGACAGGGAUGUAUAUGAUGUAAGAAACAACGCUGCUUCAUAAUACACAGUAGCUCCGAAGCCUGGAGCUGCAGUAGCUCUGAAGCCUGGAGCUGCACCAGCCUUUUUACUUAAUGAAAACCGCAACACUGUUACAGGUCUUCAUUUCUAUGACAUUUCUCUUGUGCUGGGUGUUACUCAAAUCUGUGUACAUGUUGGUGGUGUUCUGAGGUGCAUGAAAGACAUGCAAACUUUUUUCUUCUUCUGUAAGAGGCUGGGCAUUUCGCUUGUGUUGAAAGGAGUGUGACCUCCAGUAGCGCCUAUUGGGGCAAAAAAAACUUCAGUUACUACUUGAAAAAAUAUUUUUUUUAGCCAUGGGUUGCUUGCGACUUCACCUGGAAGCCUAUGCUCUAAACCAGAAGUAGGAAUCAAACAAACUGCUCACCCAAACUGGCAUUUGCUGAGUUCACUAGCAAGUCUUCGAUUUGUCUGUGUGUCUGACGAAUGGAGGCACUCCAGUUUGUCUUCCUUCAUUGUGUCAGUAUAUGGCAUAGGCUGAAAAUACACACAGUGUUCCUAUUAUUCCGUUUCUGGAUGUGUGACAGGUGAAUGAAGCAGGUUUAUGUAAGUAUAAAGGAUUUUGACAAAUUUGA